CGGAAGUCCGGGCGGAGACUGCGGCUGCGCCUGUCGUGAAAGGGCAGGCGUCGCGGGGCCGGCCACUUCCGCACUUCCGCUUUCUGGCCCAGCCAGCGCCCGCGAUGACUGCCACUCUCCGCCCCUACCUGAGUGCCGUGCGGGCCACGCUGCAGGCUGCCCUCUGCCUGGAGAACUUCUCCUCCCAGGUCGUGGAACGACACAACAAGCCGGAGGUGGAAGUCAGGAGUAGCAAAGAGCUCCUGUUACAACCUGUGACCAUCAGGAAUGAGAAGGAAAAGGUUCUGAUUGAGGGCUCCAUCAACUCCGUCCGGGUCAGCAUCGCAGUGAAACAGGCCGAUGAGAUUGAGAAAAUUUUAUGUCACAAGUUCAUGCGCUUCAUGAUGAUGCGAGCAGAGAAUUUCUUCAUUCUUCGAAGGAAACCGGUGGAGGGCUAUGACAUCAGUUUUCUGAUCACCAACUUCCACACAGAGCAGAUGUACAAACACAAGUUGGUGGACUUUGUGAUCCACUUCAUGGAGGAGAUCGACAAGGAGAUCAGUGAGAUGAAGCUGUCAGUGAACGCCCGUGCUCGCAUUGUGGCUGAGGAGUUCCUUAAGAAUUUUUAAACCAUCUGGCUGGAUCUCGUGGCCUUCCCUCUCAGCCUCCCCGUCUCUGUGAAGGCGUCCUGGAGUCACUCCUCAGAGCAGCGGCAGCAGCAGCCGGGAGCUGGGUGGGCUGGGCAUUUGAUGUGGGAGGGGGGUGGUGUGCUUGCUAGCUGGGCAAGAAAGCAGCAAUGGACCUGCCCCAAGGCCGCACGUGCCUGGUCAGGCUGGCUUCUGAUGUUCAGUCCCCUGGGCUGGGACAGAUUUUUUUUUUAAAGUCUUGAAAUUUAAAACUGUGCUUGUAAGAGACAGUAACCUUUUGUCUUUUUUUUUUUUUUUUUUUUUU
This is a messenger RNA of Tupaia belangeri chinensis (Chinese tree shrew), 930 nucleotides long. RefSeq names its product actin related protein 2/3 complex subunit 4 (gene ARPC4). NCBI's taxonomy places the organism in Eukaryota, Metazoa, Chordata, Mammalia, Scandentia, Tupaiidae. Gene Ontology annotation, biological process: Arp2/3 complex-mediated actin nucleation; actin filament polymerization. The record is from RefSeq and is a predicted model, not a curated record. Gene Ontology annotation, molecular function: actin filament binding. Gene Ontology annotation, cellular component: actin cytoskeleton; Arp2/3 protein complex.